GCUGGUGUCUUCAAGGAAGCAAUAGAGCCGCUCUUCCACAGCAGCAAGGCGACUGUGGUAGCCGAAGACACCUUCAUCGAGCCGCAGAAGGAUCUCAUGACCAGUGGGACGAAGGGCUUGGCUCAGGACCUCACCUAUGGUCGAGUGGAACCCCGUCCCUUGGGUCUCAGGAGCCAGCUAGGCAAGGACAAGGUCGUCCCCCUGGCGCUGAAGCAGAAGGCCGAAACAGCUGUGCCCGAGGCAGCCAAUGCUGCGUGGGUGGACGCUAUCGUUGCGGAGGCCCAGAUCCAGCAGGUGGCGCCCAACGAGAUUCAUCCGCUGCCCGAUGUCCUGGAGGGCACCACCUACACGCGUGAAGGGGCCAUCUGCCUACCUGAGGAGCUGGAUAUGCCCUUUACGGAGAAGCAGGCGCUUGCUCUCCAGCAGACGGAUGACUUCCCUCAUCCAAGCAAGAGCCAGAGCCAAGACGACCUAAGCAGCGGGAAUCAUCACCAG
Molecule: messenger RNA, 495 nt
Organism: Symbiodinium pilosum
Lineage: Eukaryota; Dinophyceae; Suessiales; Symbiodiniaceae
Source: the annotation of a GenBank genome assembly